This is a messenger RNA of Aphanomyces invadans, 1374 nucleotides long. RefSeq lists its product as hypothetical. Gene Ontology annotation, cellular component: endoplasmic reticulum membrane. The transcript is spliced from 2 exons. The coding region runs from base 40 to 960 and encodes 306 amino acids. Gene Ontology annotation, molecular function: protein binding; mannosyltransferase activity. The record is from RefSeq and is a predicted model, not a curated record. Gene Ontology annotation, biological process: protein O-linked glycosylation via mannose. NCBI's taxonomy places the organism in Eukaryota, Oomycota, Saprolegniomycetes, Saprolegniales, Verrucalvaceae.
GCGUUGAAGGGCUCAUCAUUUUCGGACGACGACGCUGCCAUGACGCCGACGCUGCAAGGGCUGACCUCCCGACUGAAAGCUGAAGAAGCGGCGAAAAAGGCCAAGGCGAAGCGAACCAAGGCCAUCGCUCUCGGGUUUCCAGUCGCCAUCGUACUGUUUGCAAUCUGGUUGAGCACUCUCUCGGACGACACGGCGUCGCUCUUGUCGAAUUGGACCGCUCGACUGGUAGACGACAUGGUGGCGAAGCUGAAUCCGUCGCCAUACACCGGGUGGCUUCCAGACGUGGCCGAUCAAAAGCACCGCGGCGACAUACUCGUCAACGCCAACCACUUGGAGCCGGCCCUCGUCUAUUACCACAAGGCGCUGAAACUGGCCGCCGAGCAUGACCGGAACAAAUCCGCGACGUCCGACGAAUCCAAGCGCAUGCGAGCGUACUUGGCCAACAGCAUGGCCAUGACGUAUGUGAAGUUGGGCAACGACACACAGGCGUCCACGUGGUACAAGCAUGGCCUCGAUGUCGACGAUAACAACGCUGAGCUGCACUACAACUACGCCAACCUGUGCGUUCGCCAGGAGAAGUGGGUGGUCGCCGAAGCGCACUAUCGUAAGGUCCUCACGUUGAAGCCCCUGUAUCCGCCAGCGAUGGUGUCGCUCGCCCACGUGCUGCAGAAAGAAGGCGGCUUCGCCGAAGCACGUACAUUGCUCGUGGAUGCGUGGGAUCUCGAUAAAACGGAUGCGGACACUGCCGCCCAACUCGGGUAUCAGUACAUGAUCGAAACGGAGGUAUCCAAGGCCCUAGAGUGGUUCAACAUAGCGGCAGACAUGGGCCAUCAAGAGGCUGCGCUCCAGCGGAACGAGCUACUGGCCGCGUGGAUGCGAACACAGGAGCGGAUGGCGGCCUCAGCAUCGGAUGGAGCGCACAAUGGUGACACGAUGCAGCUGCCUGAACCUGAUCUCUAACACAACAUCGAGACGUCCUUCAAGACGAGAACCACACAGACAAUACAACGAGUCGAUUAUGCAAAUUUCUCGCGGGCAGGGAGUUCUCGUCGUGGCGGUUCCGCCUCUGUUCUCAGCACCUGUGUCCGCGAGGGCACUCCUCAUCUGCCUGUUGUCGUUGUGCUGUUCUGAACCUGCUCCUGUCCGUCGUCGUCGAUCAGAGUCGCUCACGCCGUCGGCCAUCCACGGGCACCUGUGCGCUCAGAGCGAAAACGAAAAAAGAGAAGAAAAAAACUUGGCUACCGGUCAAAUUAACCACUGGUCGCUAACGGAUCGGACACUGGUGGCUGUCCGCUCAAGCAAUUCAAAAAUCUGAUUGGCUGCAUAAGGGUCGCCACACAAUUUAACAUCAUUUGAUUGGAUGAUGAGACUAGG